Messenger RNA from Gossypium raimondii (Peruvian cotton), 2296 nucleotides. RefSeq names its product splicing factor U2af small subunit B. Gene Ontology annotation, cellular component: spliceosomal complex; U2AF complex. The record is from RefSeq and is a predicted model, not a curated record. Gene Ontology annotation, biological process: mRNA splicing, via spliceosome. Lineage: Eukaryota; Viridiplantae; Streptophyta; Magnoliopsida; Malvales; Malvaceae. Bases 97 to 1041 code for a protein of 314 amino acids. The transcript has 5 exons. Gene Ontology annotation, molecular function: metal ion binding; pre-mRNA 3'-splice site binding.
GAAAACACUUUACACCUAUAUUAUUGAUCUUCAAAUCAAACCCACGACGGAAAAGAACCAGAAAAAAGGGAACAGAUCCUUGGAAGAGGAAGAAAAAUGGCGGAGCAUUUGGCGUCGAUAUUUGGGACUGAAAAGGACAGAGUGAACUGCCCCUUUUAUUUCAAGAUAGGCGCGUGCCGUCACGGGGAUCGCUGCUCGCGUCUCCACACCAAGCCCAGCAUCAGCCCUACUAUCCUUCUCUCCAACAUGUACCAACGGCCGGACAUGAUCACCCCGGGCGUCGACGCCCAGGGUAACCCCAUCGACCCCCGCAAGAUCCAACAACAUUUUGAGGCUUUUUAUGAGGAUUUGUUUGAGGAGUUGAGCAAGUACGGUCAAAUUGAGAGUUUGAACAUAUGUGAUAACUUGGCUGACCAUAUGGUAGGCAAUGUGUAUGUUCAGUUUAGAGAGGAAGAACAUGCUGCAAAUGCAGUCAAGAAUCUUAGCGGAAGAUUUUAUGCUGCCCGUCCUAUCAUUGUUGACUUCUCACCUGUGACGGACUUCCGAGAGGCCACCUGUAGGCAGUAUGAUGAGAAUACUUGCAGUCGUGGUGGAUACUGCAAUUUUAUGCACCUUAAAAGAAUAAGCAGGGAGUUGAGGCGCCAGUUAUUUGGGAGGUCAAAAAGGAGGCAAAGUCAUAGCCGAAGCAGAAGCCCUAACCGGCGUCGUAGUAGCCAUGAUGAGCGCCCUCAUGGUUCACGUGACCAUGGUAGACGGUACAAUGAUAGGGAUAAUUAUCACGAAAGCCGGAGCAGAAGACACAGAAGCACAAGUCCUGGUCAUCGGAGAGGUCGGAGCAGAAGCCCUGGGGGAAAGAGGAAUCAUAGCCCAAUCCGUGAAGGCAGUGAGGAGAGACGUGCUAAAAUUGAGCAAUGGAACCGUGAAAGGGAGCAACAGGAAAAUGCAAAUAAUUUUGAGAAAGAUGCUGCCAAUAAUAACAAGAAGAAUGGUAGAAAUGAAUAUUUGCGGAAUGAUGAUAAGAACUAUCAGCAACAGGAGUAGGCUUCACUUCCAGAAGUUCAUUAAUCCUGAUUAUAUCACCCUGCCUGGUUUGUCUCUCAAUGUUUUUCCUUCAUCAUUUUUGUAUUUCAACCCCUCUCUGUAGUCAGUAGAAGUUAGAAAUAUUUCUGCUAAGACCAACCAUUCAGUAAAUCUUUCUACUAAGCACAUUUUCCACUGUGCAGGUAGUGCAGGUUCACAAUUCUAUGAUAUGGAAUUUGAAAUUUGUUUUGCCUUUUCCAUUUAGGUCCAUGCCUUUUGCAACUAUCAUCAUGAUGCUUGAUUGUGUGCUUUUACUUUGAGAAGUUUCAAACACAUGCCCUUUUUGUUUUCAGCUUUCCAAUCAGUUUCUUUCUAGAAUUGUUUGUUUAAUUCCUCUCUCUUUGUUUACCGGUUUUAUCAUAUUUUUCCUCGAUAUCUUCUCUUCUAUUAACUUGGUUUUAUCGAAGCUUCUAGAACAAGACGAUUAAGAAAGAAAAGUCAAAAUACCUAGAGAAAUGAGGUUUUAAGCUAAUCAGCAUACAUUUACUUUCUUUUACACAACUCCCUUCAAGCUCUUCUAGUGGCCUUAAUCUCCUCUGUGGAACCUUGCUACCUUUCUGCCUUCAAUAUUUAGCUUAGCCUUUAGCAUUAGGAAAAUAUGUGGAUUAAAGCUUUGUUUGUGCAUUUAUACUGUGUGUGCGCAUAAAUCUACAGUCAGGUACUCUGACCAUGGCACGUCCAGGCUACUGAAUGAUCAAAGUUCAUGGUUCUAAUUUCCUUAAACCAUCUCUACCUCAAAACUCUUUUUUAAGUCACAAUUUUUCUGUAGGAAAUCGGUAUACUUAUCAAUGUUAAUCUAGUUUUGCAGGUUCAGGUAUUCCUGCUCCUCGGGACUGAGCAAUCAUUUUAAUUGCAACUUUAUCAUGGAAUUUGUGUAUACAGGUAGUCCAUUGGGUGCCAAAUAAACUGGUGGUUUAAAGUAUCUUUUGGGUUUAACUUAAAGAAGAAAACAAGAAGUACCUGCAACCACUACUCUCUCAACUCUGUUGCAUUGGGUCCUAACCACAAGCAAGGAGUAAUAGUGGUUUUAGCAAAGGCUCUACUUAAUUUGCUAGACUUUGUUAUUUGUUAUAUUUAGUUGUUAACCUGACAGGUUUGGUGUUUGUUGGACCCCCAGAACUAUGUUUUGUGUUAAGACAUUGAAGGACCUGUUUGUUUUUUGAUUGAAGAAACAUUUGGUGAUUGGGAGUUAUUAAAAUCUGUGUUUCCCUUCUAA